AUGGGUACUGUCAACUCAAUCACGCAGUGCUUCCCUUCACGACGUACCUACACCCAAGCAUCACCCAGCCGCGAGACACAGGAAGUCGCAUCUAACGUCGUCACAAUCAUCCUAACCAGCGAUACACCGUAUGCGAUCAAGAAACGUCUCGAUGAGUCUAUCAGAACAACCAGCUGGACCGAGUCGCUAGCACAUGCCAUUCUCCGUGGUCUUGAGAAUGCCAUCGAAACCGGCGCACAGGCGGCCGAAGCAGCAUCCAAAGCACUUGCUCGAGCUACAAGUGAGGCCUUCGAGUUCUCCCGUGAACAUCCUAUCUUCGUUACUAUCCUUGCUUUAGGUGGGCCAUUUUAA
This is a messenger RNA of Aspergillus fischeri NRRL 181, 351 nucleotides long. RefSeq lists its product as uncharacterized. The transcript has a single exon. The record is from RefSeq and is a predicted model, not a curated record. NCBI's taxonomy places the organism in Eukaryota, Fungi, Ascomycota, Eurotiomycetes, Eurotiales, Aspergillaceae. Bases 1 to 351 code for a protein of 116 amino acids.